Messenger RNA from Humulus lupulus (European hop), 2493 nucleotides. RefSeq lists its product as uncharacterized. The record is from RefSeq and is a predicted model, not a curated record. Lineage: Eukaryota; Viridiplantae; Streptophyta; Magnoliopsida; Rosales; Cannabaceae. The coding region runs from base 235 to 2343 and encodes 702 amino acids. The transcript has 2 exons.
UACACAACAAUGCACUAUCAAUGGGCAAAUACUCAUUGAUUUCAAAUUAUUAUAAUUUUCUCAAAAUAUAUGCUUCACAUACAGGAAAAAGUUGUAUUAAAUAAUGGGCAAGAAAAGCAUUUCAUAUUAUAAAAUUUGUGCUCAAAGUAGUACUAUAUAAUGGUAUAGCUAGCUUCAUGUGAUUUUACAUGUUUUACUUCUAUUGUCUGAAUUAUUCAAAUUGUGUGAGAAUUGAUGAUGGGCACUAUUCAGCAUUUUAGUCAUGGGCAUACCCUAUAUGAACGUAAGUACGCAAAUAUAUGGCGUUGCAUAAUAUGCAAACAGCCAAUCAUUGCAUCAGAAAGUCAUUUCGAUUGCUUCCAGUGCUGGCAUAACAUCCACAAAAUAUGUGCGGAGUUCCCAGAACAUAUCAAUAACUCGUUGCAUCUACACCCUCUCAGCCUCCGUAGAUCAUCAUUCGAGAGUUCUAUUCGCUGCUUUUAUUGUGACAAAUCCUUUACAGAAGAAGAAUAUGCUUACACUUGCAAGGAUGACUGUGCUUUCUACAUGCAUGCCAAAUGUGGUUCGAUUCCACAACCCACAAUAAUAAGCAGCUACACUACUGGUGAUGGUGAAGAUGAUGAUGACGACUUCGUUCAAUUCUCUUGCCAUCAACAUCCAAUGGCACUUGUAUUCGAGCUUGGAGAUGGUAGUGAUGAAGAAGAUAUUAAUCUAGGUAAGAAAUGCAUAGCAUGUCAAUUACCUUGGUCCUAUCCAGCCUACUCUUGCACAUCACUUUCAUGUCUAAAUUUUUUUCAUAAGUCGUGUGUAGAUAAACUACCUCGAAAAGUUAAACACCCUUUUCAUUCACACAAACCUCUUUCUCUUCAAAUCAGUAAGCCUCAAUCUUGUGAUCUUUGUUGUAAAAGGGAUUGCAGACUUAUUUUCAGUUGUCGUGAAAUCGGGUGUACCUUUAAGAUUGGUACCGAAUGUGCAUUUCUUGAUACAAUUGUAAAAUGUCGAAGUCAUGAUCAUUUGCUUUGUCUUGUGGAAGGAGCAUCUUGUGACGAUAUCAAAUGUGAUGCUUGUCAAAAAUCUUAUAAAGAGUUGGACAAUCAUGCUACAUUUGAAAUUCAGUUGACUCGAUCAUUCCUAUUUCGUUGCAUGGAGUGUAAUUUCAACCUUCAUUUUAUAUGCGGACCAUUGCCAUCUACUAUUAAAUACAAGUACCACAUACACAACUUGACUCUUCUUGAUUCAGUCGUUGAGGAUAAUUGUUACGAAUAUUAUUGCGAUGUGUGCGAAGAAGAAAGGAACUCAGAUUUUCGUGUUUACAGCUGUUCUAACUGCCAAUAUGUAGCACACAUACAUUGUUUGAUCCCUCAGAUUAUGAAGUUGAUCAAAGGAGUCAAUGACAUUAGUAAUGAUGUGGAGCUUUGGGCUUUAGGAGAAAAUAGAUGGAAGUGGGACAUUGGAAUUGAUGAAAAAGAUUAUAAUAAUAAUACUAAAAAAGAGACCGUUAGAGACUUGAUGAAUUAUCUAACCCAAAAAGAAAAGGAGAAGCUACUUCAACCAUGGACUUUAUGGGGAUUUUAUGGGGACAUACUAUAUUUGUAUGAUUAUUUCAAAAAUGCUAAUUCUCGAUUUCAUCAAUUAGGAUCUAUUGAAGAUUUUGAAACAAUUAGUGAAUUUUUUCAAAAGUUCGAUAGUUUGGUGAGGAAUGACUUUGAUAAUGAGUUGUUAUUCUAUACUCCUAAAGAAGGUAUAGAGAUAAAGGAGAAGUAUUUAAGGCAAAAGGUUAGGGAAGUGGAUGGUAAGUACAAGGUACCCAACACAUUGGCUCCUAUUUUGAAAACAUUGCUCGACAGCUAUGGAGGAGAUCUUGGAGGUUAUUCUUGGUUGAGCCCAGCAAUGAGGAGUGUAUUUGCAACAUUACUACUAAUUGUCAUUGACCAAAUGUGUAGAACCAAAAUUGAAGACGUGACAUGGGAUGAUCUUAAACAAUGGCAUUUUUAUCUACUUGCCAUUUAUGUGAUUGCACAUUUUAAAGUUCUGCCAAAGCUUCGGGAAUUGAGAGAGAAUUUCAUUCGAAAGUAUUGGACUUUCAAAGUCAUAAGAUUAAAACAAGUCUACACAAAUCUUAUAGAUGAGAAGGUUGAAUAUCUGAAAGCUGAAUUAAAAACAUGGGAAGAGAAUCGUGAGAAGUUCAAGAAGAUAGACAUAAAUGGCAUCUUGAGAACUACUGCUUUGCCGCUAAAGAAGAUGGCCAUCGACGAAGACUUCUCUGUAAGCAUUGCUUCGGAACUAAAGCACGAGACUGUUGGUGACAGUUUUUUUGAGCUUUUAGAUAAGGAAUUUAGCUAAAUAUGUGUGUUUGUUUGUGUGUGUGCAUCGUGUGCUUUCAUUUUUUUCAUGUUUCUUUCUUUCGUUAUUUUUUUUCUUACUAUUGUAAUUGCUCUACUGAAGCUAAGAAUAUGUAAGUUCAGUACUUUUGUAAUACAGAAGGCUUUCUUA